Molecule: messenger RNA, 3317 nt
Organism: Gallus gallus (chicken)
Lineage: Eukaryota; Metazoa; Chordata; Aves; Galliformes; Phasianidae
Gene: SOUL
Product: SOUL protein
Exons: 5
Coding region: 12-830 (272 amino acids)
Source: RefSeq, marked validated
AGCCGGGCGCGAUGGAGACGGGCGGGUGUCGCAUGAGCGGCGCGGAGCCGAGCGGCCCGGCCGCCAUCACGCUGGAGGAUCUGGACGGCAUGACGGAGGAGAGCCCCGACUCGGCGUACCACAGCCACGGCAGCAGCCUGGAGGAGGAGGGGGCCGAGCGCAUGGACGACGAGGAGCAGGAGCGGCUGCUGAACUACUGGCAGAGCGUGGGCAGGGGGCACCAGGUGGACGUGCCCCGCGAUAUGGCAGAGCCCAUCCAGCAGCUGACCCGAAACAACAGCCCCCAGGAGAGGCAGAGCAUCCCCUUCACCCUCAUCCAGCGCAAAGAAAAGCUCGGAGACCUGCUCUAUGAAAAGCGUCAGUAUGGGAAGGCCAAGUGGGCCUGCAUAAAGAUGAAGGAGAAGCAGUACGAGCAGAGCAUCUGCCUGGGCUUCAUGAAGCUCAUGAGGUACAUCUGUGAGCAGAACUCCUCAGGGCUGUACCUGGGGAUAACCAUCCCCAUUGUGACCAUCGUCCACACCAACGAGUCUCAGUCGGAGAUGAGGCAGGCGGUGACGGUGGCAUACUACCUGCCCGAGGUGCUGCAGGAUCAGCCACCUCAUCCCUUUGACUCCGACAUCAUCAUUGAAGAAUGGCCUUCUACUAUUGUUUAUAGUAGGAGCUUCAGAGGAAUCACCAACGAAGACUCUAUCAUGAGAGAAAUAAACCUGCUGGCAGAGAUCCUGGAGAGCCCCGAGCUGUGUCUGCAGGACACGUUCAUCAUCGCCGGGUACACAAACCCUGCUGCUGCCAACAGACACAACGAGAUCUGGUUCCUGCAGAGGCCGUAGCCUCCUGCUCCUGCUGCUCAGCCCCGCAGCACCAGUCCUGACCUGCUGGCACGAUCCCACCCCUGGAUGGGGCAGGACUGGCUGUGAGACCCCGGGGAUCACCGAGCGGUGGCAGUCAGCACAGCACAUCACUGCAGCUCAGUGAGCACACAGAGGUAACGCCUGACACCAACAUCAUUUCCUAUGGCAACUUCUACAGUUUCUAAACAACCAUCACAGAGAUUUUUAGCACUACAAAGAGAAGUUCACCUCAUUUAUUUUUUCCUCUAUCAGAUAAGGGAGACAGAGCCCUCCCCCACCCCACCCCCUGGGGCAGAUCCCCAGCACCAGCUGCAGCCGCUGCCAGCAGGACACAGCACAACACCAAACCCACCUCCUGAAAUACAAACACCAGGUCUUCAUUUCUAAAGAGACUGGUCAGAUUUAGGCCACUGGGACCAGAGCAAGGAGUGAGGCCCAGCCAGUGCUGACCAGUUCUGCUCCCAUCUCUUGCGGAGCAGAGGCUCUCAAUGCUUACCUCAAAAAGCACUCAACCAAAGUAACUUUAACCUCGAGAAGAGACCAAAAAGGCAGAACAGCCCUAAUACUCACUGAAAUCUGAGGGAAAAAGUUUCAGUUCACCUCACUGACACACACAGCAGCCCCAUGACCAUACUUUGCACUCCUAAAUUGAAAGUGGUCACUCUCAAUUCUUUUACAAGUGUUUUCUGAGCACUUUUUCCUUUAGACUUUGAGGAAUGCUGCAGUGCUGCCACUGAAGCCAUCUGCUGGCUGCUCCCCACAUCUCCCAGCAGUACCACCAACCUUCAGGCCUGAACCUCAGCCAGAGGUGCCCUAUAGCACAGCAGCUCUGGGCUCCGUGAGGUCACCAGAGCAUCCCUUCCAGCUGGACUGCCCCCACCUCUCCAGGCCCUGCCCCAGCACCUGACCACCCUCACUGUGACAGUCCCAUCCUGAUUUCUGACUUCCCGCAUCGCAGCUUGUUUCCUUCAGCCACAUCCUCACAGCAGAUCCUGCAGCAGGCACACAGCUGAGCACCCCCACAAAGCCCAGCUGCAGAGCUGUGUGUGGGGAUGGGGGCUACACCUGCAGUUACAGCACCUGACACUUUAGCAUUGGGUUAGCAAAUGGCUUUGCUCUCAGAGAUCCCUCCUUAAUGUCUCCCCCUACCUGAUAAUAGACUAUAGGACUUAAUGAGUAUCUUAUUGUACAAAAUUUAAUGAAGCCUGUCACCAUAGUUAUUUAUCAAUUACCAGAGUUACGCUUCAUGGGGAGCUUUGUGUUCUCCAGCUGCAACACACAGCGUGACACCCAGUGCUGGUGUGUGCAGUACUAACAGGUUAGGAGGGGUUUAAGGGGUUCUUCUGGGGUGAUGCCACCCCCACAGACCCUGCUGGAAGUGCCAGCCAGCAUCAACGUGAAAGCCAACAAACUAAUGGAAGAUAACAUUCCUAAAGCUGAGCUGAGUGCAGUGCCCAGGGAGGCAUGAAAUGAUAAGCUUUGCUCCUCUCACUCCCUUGUCCCCCCCCCAGCAAUACAGCAAAUAAAAAUCAGAUUUCCAACUUUGACAAGAUUUGUCACAUUAAGUUUUGCCAGUGGCAGAAGUGAUUCUGGCACAUCAAACACCAUGCACCCACUGAAAGCAGGUAAUCCUCUCUUUGUACAUACUUUAUACUUUAAAUGCCUUUUGUUUGCUGUAUCACAUCUCUUUCCAUAGGCAACUCUCACCAAAACACUUCUGUGGCUCAGCUACUUGUGGGUAUGUCAUAGGAACACCUUGUUACCAAACACACAGCACCUGUCCCACUGUGCUGGUAAUACCUGCAGCUCAGUGUCGCUCCAUGUAGAACUGUGAAUUCCGGGCUAGUAGUGAUGCUGACUUAGGUUAGGCUGCUUCUGCUGCUGAGAAAAAGCCAACAAACCCCACAUGUGAAGAUACACGUCAUGGCUAUGGAACACUUCUGUAAACAGCCCUCCAAGCACAGGCACAGAGCUGUGUUUGCCAAUUGCCACCACGAGAUCAGCCCCAUAGUUACUCCCUGAUGCCAAGGAGGUGUUACAGGGACUCAAAUGGGUCAUCUUCAGUUCCCACACGAGCACCUCACCCCUGUUACUGGAACAGGCACUGCAUUCUCCACCUGCAGCUCUGCUUUGUAAGCCAUUAAAGUAUUCUCAUUUUUAAUUUGAAGCAUUUGUGUCCUGCUAUUCAAAGGAGACAGUAAAACAGCUUUCCCCCUAUUUUUGGAAAAUGAAAUGCUGUAGCCUUAACAGAUGAACGCUGUCCUGCAUACCGUGUAUUUUUCAAACAAGUGUUAGUGCCUAAAAUGUCUAUUCCAGCUUUGUGAUUCUCAGGGCCUUGCUUACUGUGUGUAUACAAGUAUCAGCAUCAGCAAGCUGCGCUGUCUUACACUGCCCCUUAUUUUUACUUUGUGCUGUCUUGUUUACUGUUACCAUUUCCCAAAGUAAAGGUGAUGAUUUGAUCGUGCA